AUGAAGGCAGGAUUCAAUAAAAUAGCAUGUACUCAACCUCGCCGAAUUGCAUGUUCGUCUCUCGCAAGGCGUGUUAGCUAUGAAACUUUAAAUGAGUACGGCUCACAGGUUGCUUACCAAGUUAGAUUUGAAGGAAAUAAAACAAAUCGAACACGCGUACUGUUUUUGACAGAGGGAUUAUUACUACGACAAUAUUCCUCCGACAACAUGUUAUCUAUGUACGAUGUUAUAGUUGUCGAUGAAGUUCAUGAACGUCAUAUGAUGGGCGAUUUUCUUCUGGCACUGCUAAAAAAGACGUUAGCAGAAAGAAAGGAUUUACAUAUUGUUUUGAUGAGUGCUACUAUCAAUGCAGAACUUUUUGCGCAAUACUUUGACGCGCCAACGCUUAUAAUACCCGGAAAAAUGUUUAGUGUCAAAACACAUUAUUGGCCUCAAGGCGAUGAUGAUAAAAAUUUGGUAGAUGCAGCUGCCCACCAAAAACGACAGUCUGAAGCAAUUAAGGUAAUGUAG
Messenger RNA from Mucor mucedo, 510 nucleotides. Its product is annotated as P-loop containing nucleoside triphosphate hydrolase protein. The coding region runs from base 1 to 510 and encodes 169 amino acids. Gene Ontology annotation, biological process: nuclear-transcribed mRNA catabolic process, nonsense-mediated decay. Gene Ontology annotation, molecular function: RNA binding; ATP binding. The transcript has 4 exons. The record is from RefSeq and is a predicted model, not a curated record. NCBI's taxonomy places the organism in Eukaryota, Fungi, Mucoromycota, Mucoromycetes, Mucorales, Mucoraceae. Gene Ontology annotation, cellular component: intracellular anatomical structure.